Molecule: messenger RNA, 2631 nt
Organism: Oncorhynchus tshawytscha (Chinook salmon)
Lineage: Eukaryota; Metazoa; Chordata; Actinopteri; Salmoniformes; Salmonidae
Product: voltage-dependent L-type calcium channel subunit beta-4-like
Exons: 13
Coding region: 349-1812 (487 amino acids)
Biological process (GO): chemical synaptic transmission; regulation of voltage-gated calcium channel activity; calcium ion transmembrane transport
Cellular component (GO): voltage-gated calcium channel complex
Molecular function (GO): high voltage-gated calcium channel activity; protein binding
Source: RefSeq, a predicted model, not a curated record
AUUGAGGAAUGGUUGGCUCUCCUCUCCUGCUCUCUGUUUGGAAGGGAGAUAAAAUGCCAGGUCUGGAUCUAGACAGCAGCAUCUGAGGAUAACUGAAGCUCUGCGUUGCCUUAUUAAGAUGAUGGAAAUAAGGACAAUUCUUUAAGCUAGGGGGGAAAACCAUCUAUUUCACCAUCAAGGCUCAGGGAGGAGAACAAUAAGAAAAACUCCACCUGUUUCUCAUUUCUGCUUUAGUGUUGUUGUUUUCUAGAGGGAAUGUAACCCCUGUUAAUCCAUCUCUGGUGCUUCAAGCCAUCCUUGCUAUUUUUGUCAAUUCUCAAGAGGUGCUUGUUGGAAUAUCAAACCUCCAUGUAUGAUAAUUUGUACCUACAUGGAUUGGAAGACUCGGAGGCGGGUUCAGCUGACUCUUACACUAGCCGACCAUCGGACUCAGAUGUCUCCUUGGAGGAGGAACCGGCAGGCGGAAAGCUGGAGAAGGAGCAGCAGGCUGCUGUACAGCUGGAGAGGGCCAAGGCCAAAGCCGUGGCCUUUGCUGUGAAGACUAACAUCAGUUACUGUGGAGCCCUGGAUGAGGAUGUCCCUGUGGCAGGAACCGCCAUCUCCUUCGAUGCCAAGGACUUCCUGCACAUUAAAGAGAAGUACAGUAAUGACUGGUGGAUCGGCCGGCUGGUGAAGGAGGGCUGUGAGAUCGGAUUCAUCCCCAGCCCUCUGAAACUAGAGAACAUCCGUCUACAGCAGGAGCAGAAGAGAGGUACACGCUCUUACGGUAAGUCCAGUGGGAAUUCCUCCUCCAGUCUAGGAGACAUGGUUUCAGGCGGGUUCAAAUCCAACCCUCCCUCUGCAGGAAAACAGAAGCAGAAAGUGACUGAAAACAUCCCUCCCUAUGACGUGGUCCCCUCCAUGAGACCAGUGGUCCUGGUAGGACCGUCCCUGAAGGGAUAUGAGGUGACAGACAUGAUGCAGAAAGCGCUCUUUGACUUCCUGAAGCACAGGUUUGAUGGCAGGAUAUCUAUUACGAGAGUAACAGCAGAUAUAGCUCUGGCCAAGAGGUCAGUGCUCAACAACCCCAGCAAGCGGGCCAUCAUCGAAAGAUCCAACACCAGGUCCAACCUAGCGGAGGUUCAGAGUGAGAUUGAGAGGAUAUUUGAGCUGGCCAGAUCCUUACAGCUGGUGGUCCUGGAUGCUGACACAAUCAACCAUCCAACCCAGCUCAUAAAGACAUCCUUAGCACCUAUCAUCGUGCAUGUUAAAGUGUCCUCUCCUAAAGUUCUUCAGCGGUUGAUCAAGUCGAGAGGGAAAUCCCAGAGCAAACACUUGAAUGUGCAGCUGGUGGCAGCAGACAAACUAGCACAGUGCCCUCCGGAAAUGUUUGACAUCAUUCUGGAUGAGAAUCAGCUGGAGGAUGCAUGUGAUCACCUGGCAGAGUACCUGGAAGCCUACUGGAGGGCAACACACACCUCCCUGAGCACCCCUCUCAACCCUCUGCUGGGCCGCAACCUGGGAUCCACUGCCCUCUCUCCGUACCCCACAACUAUAACUGGGCUGGUCAACCAAACGGGUCAAAGAAACACAAACAGGAACAGCAAUCACACAGCAGGAGAACACUCGCCAUCAGACGAGAACUACCACAAUGAGCGGCAGAGGAAGAGCCGUAACCGCCUGUCCUCCGGCUCGCAGCACAGCCGGGACCAGGUCCACUACCCCCUGGUGGAGGAGAAUUAUCAUGACCCCUAUCAGGACACGUACAAGCCCCACCGCAACCGUAACGGCUCCCCCGGAAGCUACAGCCAUGACUCCAGGCACAGGCUUUGAGCUGAAGACCCCCUUAUGUCACUUAGGCCUCUCUUCCCUUCACAGUGGGUACGACACAGCCACACGACCACUCUCUAGUUUAAUUGUACCGUAACCAACUUUUUUUAUAAAGUGUUAGUACCUCGCUUUUCCUCUGGCACUGGUUCACGGUGAAAACAUGAACAUUGACCAACUAAAAAUCUAAUCUCUAUGCCUUUUUCUUAUGAGGGAGACAAAAAAUAGGAUGAGGGGCAGAUUUUCACCAUGUUUUUUUUCUAAGGGAAGGCCCAACUCUGGGCUUGUCUUCUUUUUAACAUGGCAAAGCCUUGACAUGUUGGUGUGAAAGGGGUGACCAUGUGGUCUGGCCAUCGACUCCCUGUUGUCUCAGUGUUAGCAGGGCUAGCUGUCGUGGUGGUCUUGGUGACCCAUCAACACCUGCCUCGAACCAGUGCCAGACAGCGUCAAGCGUCCCUCGAUCAGCACAGAACUUCUUUGCACAUUUCCAGGAGCCAAUAGCAGCAGAGUCAGUGCACUGUAUAUUUAAUUAAUGUCACUAAGUUGUUUGAAAUUGUCUUGGAUUUGAGUGUUUUCAGUCCUGUAGCCUACAACCAGUGUCUCAGAGUCGGCAAAGUUCCUGUUUGUCAAAAUGUUGAGGGAUUUUUUUAGGGGGGGUCCUGAAACGGAAUCUUCUAGUUUCCAGGGCUUUUAUCCCCUUCUUCUCCUCAAUGAUACUUAGCUAAUGCCAUUGGGGCGGCAGGGUAGCCUAGUGGUUAGAGCAUUGGACUAGUAACCGAAAGUGUUGCAAGUUCAAACCCCUGAGCUGACAAGGUACAAAUCUGU